Molecule: messenger RNA, 1120 nt
Organism: Hyaena hyaena (striped hyena)
Lineage: Eukaryota; Metazoa; Chordata; Mammalia; Carnivora; Hyaenidae
Gene: VCF1
Product: family with sequence similarity 104 member A
Exons: 4
Coding region: 88-705 (205 amino acids)
Source: RefSeq, a predicted model, not a curated record
UCUUCCCGUGGGAGGGGUUACCGGUCGGCGCGGCCGCGGUCGCGCAACUGCGCAGCCGCGAGAGGGCGGUACCACGGCGGCUGCGACAUGGGGGGGCGCGGAGCAGACGCCGGAAGUAGCGGUGGUACGGGUCCCACCGAGGGGUACUCAUCGCCGGCAGCGUCCACCCGCGCCGCGGCAAGAGCCAAGGCCCGAGGGGGUGGGCGUGGCGGCCGCCGGAACGCGACACCCUCUGUUCCCUCAUCUCGCGGAGCCGCGCCGCGUCGCUCCCCUCCACCGGCUGCCAUGAGCGAGCGCCUCCGCCCCAGGAAAAGGAGAAGGAAUGGCAAUGAAGAGGACCACCAUCUCCCCCCCCAGACCAAAAGGAGUAGUAGAAACCCCGUCUUUCACGAUUCCUGGGACACAGAGACAGUACCUGUAACGAAAAACAGUAAAGAAAACAGACUAAGAGGAAACAAAGUGUUCUGCGCGUCUUCAAGCAGCGACAGCGGCGGCAGCAGCAGCGGCGGCAGCGUCCACAGCCCGGACAGGGCGAGCGGGCCCGAGAGCGGCUUGAGCCUCGUGGGCGCCGGCUCCGGCCCGAACACCCCCCAGCCCGUCCCCGAGCAGUCUGCGCUGUGCCAAGGCCCUUACUUCCACAUCAACCAGACCCUGAGGGAGGCCCACUUCCAGAGCCUACAGCACCGAGGACGGCCUCCGACAUGAUGUGCCGGCGGUUUCUUGCCUUCUGUGAAGGGACAGUGCUGUGCAGAUUUGAUAUUUCAACUUCCGAUGUUUUAAAAAAUUGCACAAAAGUAUGCCUGUUGGCUUUUCAGUCUGUAUUUGAAGGAACAGGUUAACAGGCAGUUGUUUACUCGUGGUUUUGCUGCACUAUUGCAAUUUCAAAGGGGCUUCGAAGCGAUUUUUUAUAGGAUUCUUUUGAGGGUGGGUAUCACAUCCAUGUCGGGUAAUGGUAUGAGGAAAUCUCAUCUGCGUGUUGAAUCCAUAGUUUGUCCAGUGCAGAUUGGUUUCCAAAUCUGUCAAUUAGAAAUUCUACUUGAUGUAAAAGGGCCUUUUAACAAUGCGGGGUCUUUUUUAAAUUCAAUAAAUCAGCGAAGAGUAUCUAGUUUCCAUGAAAAAA